Molecule: messenger RNA, 1296 nt
Organism: Lindgomyces ingoldianus
Lineage: Eukaryota; Fungi; Ascomycota; Dothideomycetes; Pleosporales; Lindgomycetaceae
Exons: 12
Coding region: 1-1296 (431 amino acids)
Source: RefSeq, a predicted model, not a curated record
AUGCUUGAACACUUCUCUAUCCAAACCCAUAAACGGGGAGUCAAUGGCCAGACCAUUCCAUUCGCCUUUCUCCACAUUAUUUUAUCCAGGGACACUCACUUCCAAACUUCUUUUUCCGCCACGUCAAAACAUGAAACGAAACAAAACGAAACAAUAUUUGCCAUCUGGCGUCAAAGCUCCGAAGCCCAUCCCGAACUGAUUGCACAGCUCCAUUACAUCUUCAUCCCCCAUUCACUUAAAUCGAAUCUAUCUUUCCGGCGCGAUGGCCCCUUUUUCGCUCAACACCUGGAAUCUUCACCACUAACUGCUUCAAGCCUGAGAAAGCCACCAAUACUUGGCUACACACGCCUGCCACUGCAGAAAAAAGGUCCUAUCCUGAUUGGCUAUGAGUUAACAUCUUUCCUAGCUUCGCCGGAGUUUGUAGCUAGCGCUCCAACGGCUUCUUUGGCCUACACUAUGAUAAUUUCAUUCCUACUAAGCAUGACAUACUAUGAGCCCGGUAUUGGCUUGCUAGCUAAUCGAGCUGUUUUCAAGCCUAAACCAGGGAAGACUGCUUUAACGCCAUAUUCGCUCUUUUGCAACACUUCGGGCACCAAUCUGGACCUCACGGUCCUUAGCGGUGGCUUAUUAUCUCUACCUCUUCUAGGCGCAUCAAUUACGCCCUCCUUUUUGAACGAUAAGGCACAUAUUGAAUACAGGGUCACUUCCACUUCUCUUGAGGACGAUGCAGAACUGCCAGUCCGCCACAGUAUAACCCUCCUAAGUCUGCUCGUAGCGUUCAAUUCAGCUGGGAGAGCUCUACGAGCGGACUCCGGUGAUUUCAUCAUGUUCAAGGGAGUUGUAGACGUAGCUACUUGGUAUGUGGCCCUUGAUCUAGGGCUAUGGGGACUCAGAAUAGCCUAUUUUUGUAGAGGGAAGGCUUGGAACUUCCAGUCCAGCGAUUGCUCAGAGCACCCGCGUGCCACGUGGGUCGGUGGUAAAAACUAUAAGGAGACUGAGACCCCUCCAUCUAAACUUAGUGAAUUCGCCUUGUUGGGCAAGUUGAAGCGACUGCAGCGUGCCUUUCAAAUACGGCUAGCGUAUGGCGGCAUUCUCCAUCACUUUAAAGAUGCCUUAAGGAGGCCAAAGAAGGUCCAUGAGAAUUCAUAUGGCGGCCAAAACGAAGCGUCACAGGGUGGACGACUUACUGAAUUUCUAAUAGUUUGGACAUUGAACUAUGGAUUUCUCCGUUGCUAUGAAGCGGUGUUGGUGCUAGUUCAGGAAAGAUGCCGAGGGCAUAACGACAUAAAAAUGUAA